GAUCACUGGCCCAUGAUUAUAACUCCGCCCAUUUAAUUAAAUUUAAGGUUGUUUGUACUUAAAACCAUUUCGCGAACUAACAGCAUUGCAGCUGUUAAUAAAAAGAAAGGAAAAAACCUUAAAGAGACUAGCGAUAGCGAACAUUUCCCUUGGUCGAAACAUUGGAUGCAUAGCUGUUGACUUCUGAAGAUACCAUUGUUUAUUAACAUGAAAGUCGUUAUAUUCUUUGUCUGGAUUAUUUGCCUGGCUGAAGCAAAAAUCGAGCAAAAAGAAUGCUCACAUGAAGGGGAAAGAGAACCGAGUCGAAAGUACUCGAGAAAUGCUGGUGAUGAUGUGAAAGGCCCGGACAUUUCCAAGAUAGCGAGAACGAGCACGCAGAUAACCGUGUUCUGGAAUCGUAUAUUGAGUCCCAAGAUAGAAAAGUACAAAGUUUGUUAUGGAACAACAAUCACAGAGGCCAACGAUUGUUCGUCGGAAAAGGUAGUCGAUGGCAAUAGUGAUAAUGCGAUUCUUGAUAACCUGGUUUCGUCCACAGACUACACUAUGGCUGUAAGAGCAUCUACCACCACCGAUAAUAGUGCCAAUUAUGUGUACGGAGAUCCAGGCAAACCGUUGACAGCAAAAACAUCUUGUGAAACUGACGGGAACUGCAACAGCGUUACAUUGAGAUGUGGACAUUGUAGUUGCGUGUGUAAAGUUGACAGUGAGCAAUGCAAAGUCGGUCCUGAAAUUUACAGAACAGAACGAACGAGCAGCACUUUGAAGGUCUUCUGGAAUCAUCUGGAUGACAGCAUUUCAGGAUACAUUGUUGGUUACCUUGAAUUGAAAUCGUCUGGACCGAACGAUUGUUCUUCAGACGAAGUAACAGAAGUUGCCGGGGAAAUGAACAAUGCUGUCCUAGUUGGUUUGAAAUCAUACACAGAAUAUUCAGUUGCUGUUAAACCACUGGACGACGAGGGUGUUCCAGGAGAAUGGGGAGAAGCUGUCACAGUUAGAACAUCUUGUAAAUCAAACACUGAAUGCACACAUCUGAGUCAUGCGAUAUGUUUGAACGGCAAAUGUGAAUGUGAUGAUGGGUAUUUAAUGGAUGAUGAUCAAUGCAGAAAAAUAACUUGUGAUGAUCAGCCUUGUGGUAACAUCGGAAUAUGUGAGACAGACUUGCAAACAGGAAAAUUUGAUUGUAAAUGUCCGGAUGAUUCAUUUGGGAACGGAUAUCAUUGCUAUAGCACGCCAUGUUAUAGCUCGCCUUGUCAAAAUGGGGGAAGUUGUAAAGCGAAAGAAAACGCAGCAUCUGGGGAGCCUGAUUACCAAUGUGUUUGCCCAAUAGGAUUCUCUGGAGAUAAUUGUGAAGUCAUGGAAAUAGAAUAUCCCUGUGGAAGACGAAUUUGGAAUAUUCCUUAUUGUAAAGACGAUGGACCGAUUACAGAGACAUGCAAUGACACACCCUGUCAGAACAACGGUAUAUGUUUGCCAAUACAUACUGGUCGGUACAACUACGCGUGUGAAUGCCAACCAGGAUUUGCUGGGCGAACAUGCGAAGCAGAAAUAAAUGAGCAAUGCAGUGGAAAAGGAAUUUGCAGAUUGAAACUCAACGACGCGCAACAAUGUCUGAAUGUAGGAUGCAAUUGCUUCAUGGGAUAUAGCGGUGAUCAAUGUUCAGUAAAAAAUACAGAAUGCAAUAAUGACGGUGAUUGUAGAAAUGGUGGAACAUGCAGCGCUGAAAAAAAGUGUGAUUGCGCUCUUGGUUUUAAAGGCGUUUUUUGUGACGAACGAGAACACAAUUCCUAUAUUAACUUUCCUCGGAUUCAUUUCGCUGGAAGAUUCCAAAGUGAACCGUCAACCCCAAAUAAUUACGCGGAUAAUUUUGAUACCCAAGACUUUCCUGGAAAAGACCAAGGAUGGAAUCCAUUUGGGGGAGCAACAUGGCGGCUGCUGGACACAAGAAUUACAAGAGUUUGUUAUGCAAACGAAGUUUGCACUUCUGGGGAAUUCCAUGACCCUCUUAUAAACAAAAAUCUUGAGGAUGGCAAUCUUGGCGCCAGUGCGAAGCUGGUUGACCUUGAUGUUGAAUUCCAAUCAGCGUCUGAAAUUUAUGGUUGGUCAAUGCAAGUCAACAACUUUUUUAAAGCAGAUUUUAAGCGUGUUGGGUUUCGAUAUAUGUGGUCAAAAAUGAAAGGGGGUGAACCCAGUAUGGCAAAAUAUGGAGCUAUAUAUCAAAGUGUUCUUACAAAUGUUCAAUUUGGAACAAGAAGCGAGGAAUCUCCGAUAACGAAAUACUUAAAAGAAUACUUAAAUCGCAGUAACAAAAAAGAAUUAUCAAUCCGUUUCAACGUUGACAUGUACGAUUCGUUUGCUACCUCAGGUAACUACACCUACGCAAGAAUGGUUGGUUCCAUUGGAAUUUCUGGUUAUAAUUCGCCGCCGUUUGUCAAUUUUGGCCGUAUGCUUAGACCAAAUGGAAACAAUCCAAACUUUUGGGUCUCUCCUUUUGUUUAUGAUCACCAGAAGGGAUCUCUUCUUCUUGAUCUUGGUAAUAGUUUAGCGAUCACAGAAGACGGAAAUCUUGUGAAGUCAAUUGGAAACUUGGCUCUAGCGUAUACUGGUAGCACAGAGGACACAAUAAAAUGCCCGGAAACAUGGAAACCAUUUGGCCACAUACACUUUAGUGACUUGGAAAAGUACGAGCUGACUGCUGGAAUACUUAAGCUGGAUGUUUUGGGAGCUGACUUGAGUGCAUCCAGAGUGAUUUUGGCAAAGGUAGAUGAUAAAGGAGAUUGUUCUGAGGUUGUCUUAGCAGAAGACAAAGAAGGUGUCUUCAUCCACCCUCUAACAAAUUGGGUCAUCCGCGCUGUGCCCGAGGAAACUGUGACUGCUUACUUGCUUAUGACUGUUUAUGGAAAUUACCCUUCUCAAGAUGAUUCCUUUGAGAUUAUGGUCUCCCCGUCUGGGACAAUCACCAAGAAAGAACAUGGAGUUUUUGAAUUCACUAAGACCACUGAAGACCCAAACCACGAAAGACUCUUCAUCGAUGGAAAGGUUUGUUUCUUCAAAUAUUAUUUAUCUGGACGAAACCCACCUGCAGAUGGUGAUGUUAAUUCAGCAAUCACCAUUCUUGUCUGGGACAAAUUUGAGGUUCCAACUCAGCCUAACUGGAUCAGACAUGUACAACCGAUUUUCAAACAAUACGCAAAUUUGUAUCCGGUAAUGAAAAUCAACUUUCUGGAUCUUUCAAAUUAUUUUGAUGUCGUUGAAAACAAGUACGCAAUCAUAAAGACCAUGUCUGUUGACGUCGAAGAUCCACGUUAUAUGCCCGUCACAAGAGACAUGUCUCCAGGUAAAGUUCAGAUGAUUUUAAAAUGGCUAAAGGAUGAUCCACCCAGAUAUGGAUAUUCAAAUCUCGGAGUAGACAUGUACACCUUGAAAAGCCUUUUACAGACAGCACUUCAGUUGGAACACGCAACCAUUCCUCCGUACUUUACAGGUUAUCUUUCAAUAAUGAAGGGUUAUAAUACUGAGGUGAAAAGCAUGUUAAAGGACAUUUUGAUCGAUGAAAUGCAUCACAUGGCGCAAGUAUCAAACAUUUUGAAUGCGAUUGACGGAAAUCCCAACCUGUUUGCUCCACAUUUUGUCGCGUCAUACCCCAGCUAUCUGCCCGGUGGAGUCCAUCCUGAUGUCAAAAUCACUGUCAACAAAAUCUCCAAGCUUCAAAUUCGUAAUGUGUUCAUGGUUCUAGAAACCCCGGCUAAGGAACUCGAAGAAAAUGGAUUGAUUAAAGCGGUUGAUCAAAUUAUUAAGGAUAAGUUAUUUGCAACAACCGCCGCCACAUCAACUAAACCUGCCGCAUGCGAAGAUGUCUUAACAUUGUAUAAUGAUGCCGUUAGGAAGAACGAAGACAUUAGAACAAACCAGAACACAAUUGGUGGAUUGUAUACCAUAAUCCUUAUCGUGAUGGCAAAGCUUGAGUGUGAUGGACUAUUAACUUUCAACGGUAAGAAGCCUCAGCUCGAGGUUCGAGGAGAAAGAGGAAAGGAAGUGAUAAAAAUCCACGAUUUUGGUACGGCCGUGCAAGCUAUUAAAAAUAUCAUCGAGGAAGGUGAGGGAUCCUCCCCUUGUAAUCCGCUGGACGAGAGCACCGAUUUAUCACAUUACUACAAAUUUGGAUCAAUCGCGAACAAACGUCAUAUCAAAACGAUCGAGAAGGAUAAGAAGGAUAAAUCUACACAUCCUGAUAACGAAUGCACAGGACCGUAUGCAGACACCUUUGCAUAUAUUGGAAGAGUUCUGCCUUUCAGUGAAGAUGGUGUUUGGCCGAUCGUUGAUAAUCCCAUGAUGUCGAUGUACAAGGAAGGAAGUCGAGCUAAGAACGUGGCAAAACUAUUCAGCAAAGCGUAUUGGAGGUUGUUGAAAGCAUUGCAAAAUGUUUUCGAUGGAAAAACGUUUCUGUUUGGCGAUACAGUAGCAAUCAUGAAAGAUUUGCUGAUGCAUGGUAACAGGUUGGUUCAAACACCAAUUGGAGAGAAUGGAGAUCCUGAAGUUGGUCCGAAUGCAGGUCCUGUCUAUCCAACCGAAGAACCAGAUCCGUAAAUCCUUCUGAUUGAACAGUUUGAUUUCUUUGUUGUGUGCAUAAACAGGAAAGUGAAACUAUCUUAUCACAGAUGGUGAUUAAAUGAUGAAUACCAAAGGACAGUUAUUAAAGCAAUUAUUGUUCGUUUGGUAGGAUGCCAUUUCUAAUCUGACAUUAAUUAAUACUAUUUUUUCGUGUAUUACUAUAAUAAGUGUUCGUAAUUUCUUUAACGUAUUUGCAAAAAGGUAUUGUUUGAUUAUAUUAUUACGCGCUAGGGGGCAUAAGGUCAGUGACGUCUAUUCAAAAUAGUUGAGUGUAGCGAUGUAAACAGUAUAACACGAAUUUUAAUCUACAUGUAGCCACAGCAUGAUCAUUAACUUUAGUCUGACACUAACCCCCAUUAAUUCAUGCGUGAAAUUUGUUAAAGAUUUUGUAUAUUAGACUUUCAAUAAAAUUUUGUUGAUCAGUAUAUUUUGGUUUACAAAAUUUUGUAUGCAUUUUCA
This is a messenger RNA of Dendronephthya gigantea, 5067 nucleotides long. RefSeq lists its product as uncharacterized. Bases 208 to 4584 code for a protein of 1458 amino acids. NCBI's taxonomy places the organism in Eukaryota, Metazoa, Cnidaria, Anthozoa, Malacalcyonacea, Nephtheidae. The transcript has 18 exons. Gene Ontology annotation, molecular function: protein binding. The record is from RefSeq and is a predicted model, not a curated record.